Messenger RNA from Ziziphus jujuba (common jujube), 1016 nucleotides. Its product is annotated as transcription factor bHLH120. NCBI's taxonomy places the organism in Eukaryota, Viridiplantae, Streptophyta, Magnoliopsida, Rosales, Rhamnaceae. Gene Ontology annotation, biological process: regulation of transcription by RNA polymerase II. The record is from RefSeq and is a predicted model, not a curated record. Gene Ontology annotation, cellular component: RNA polymerase II transcription regulator complex. Gene Ontology annotation, molecular function: DNA-binding transcription factor activity, RNA polymerase II-specific; RNA polymerase II transcription regulatory region sequence-specific DNA binding; protein dimerization activity. The transcript has 3 exons. The coding region runs from base 129 to 854 and encodes 241 amino acids.
UCAAAGAUCUCCAAAAUUAUACGCCCUACAAACCCAUAUCUCCUUUAUUUCUCCUCCAUUCCCUUCCCAACCCUAGGAGAGAGAUAAAAGCAUUUUCUAGAGCUGGAAUAUUAAUUUUUGUACAUAGAAUGUUUCCUUUACACCAAAGCAAUAAAUCUAGCCUUUUCAUUUCGUUUACUUCCAACGAACAAGGAAUUGUCUCAAAAGAUCUGGUCCUGGAUCAUGGUAAUUCAGUGGAUCGCAGCCGUAACCUUAGCAACCACAUGGGAAAAAUCAGGCCAAAGAAACUGAAUGAGAAUCCAGAUCAUCAUCAUGAUGAACGUAAUGAAAAGAAAAAGCUGCGUAGAGAAAUUGAGAGGCAAAGGAGGCAAGAAAUGACUACCCUUUAUGUCUCUCUUAGAUCUCUACUCCCUCUCGAAUUGAUCAAGGGCAAGCCAUCGAUGUCGGAGCAUAUGAACGUGGCAGUGGCGUAUAUUAAGCACCUAGAGAAGAAGAUUCAAGAACUAAGCGUCAAGAGAAAUGAGCUAAAAAGGCAGCCAAAUUGUAAUAAUGAAAAAUCAAAUUGCUUAUUGCCUGUAUACUAUUUUACAAUAAGCUCUUGGAGUGGUAUGGUGGAAAUUAUGAUCAAUAGCUGGCUUGGUGAGAGUGAUGACAGGUUAACACUUUCAAGAGUUCUUGAAGUGAUACUUGAACAAGGACUUGAUGUUGUCAGCUGUAUUUCCACCUCCCAAGCAAAUGAUAAAUUAGUUUAUACAAUCCAGUCUGAGGUCAGAGACUUCACAUGCACGGAUCAAACUAAGCUUCAACAGAGACUUGCAGAAGUAAAUCCCUCAUGGAGAUACAUCUCUAAAUAACUUUGAUUGCAUUUUCUUUUUUUUUUUUUUUUUUGUUCUUUCUGUUUAAUGAAGUAUUUUCCUCUGAUCAAUAUAUGCAUGUACCUUUAAUAAUAUAACCUGAUUUGGUCUGACAGUCUAUGAUGCUGAACUAAUUUGUAUCUUUAAGAAAAAUUUAAUUAA